UAGCUAGUGGAUAAUAUUUCCCCAUGGGAUAAAGACUCGAUCAUAAUGAUUUUCAACUACAGUCAAGCGAAAGAUUAAGUCUUUUUGGAUCAAUCAGAUCUCAGAUUGGGUCUUUACGGAUCAAUCAAAUCUCAGAUUAAGGCACAGCUGGGCUCUGGUCCAAUGCAACGUCACCAAUUAUGAAAUUGGAUUGCUGUACUGAACAAACGAAAUCUAGACGCCUAACUGUGCUCCAUUUAGUUUUUCUAGUGGAUUUAUCUUACUUUCCUAUAAAGACCCCACAACAGACCCAGACUGAAUUGCAGAGCACAACAUAUGUGCAAUGGAGAUGGAGAUAAACAUGCAAUUGUUGGGCUACUUUGCAUUGGCCAUGCUAUCGUUUUACGUAAUUUACAAGAGAUUUCGGCGGUCACUGAAUUUACCGCCGGGUCCAUACGCAUGGCCUGUAAUCGGACACCUGCAUCUUCUGGGAAGUAUGCCGCACAGAUCGCUGGAUCGACUCUCCAAGGCGUAUGGCCCGCUCAUGUCAAUCCAGCUCGGCUCUGUCCCCUUCAUUGUCGCAUCCUCUCCUGAAAUGGCCCGAGAAAUUCUCAACACCAACGACCUUACUUUUGCUUCGCGCCCCAAGAUCGCGGCGGGAAAAUACACAGUGUACAACUACUCCAACAUAACAUGGUCGCCCUACGGAGAGCAUUGGCGGCUGGCCAGAAAGAUCUGCCUCAUGGAGCUCUUCAGCGCCAGGCGCCUCGAGUCUUUUGAGUAUAUCCGAGUGGAGGAGGUGGCGCGCAUGAUGGCCUCCGUUUUCAAAAGCUCCGCCGCCGCUCAGCCUGUCCAUCUGAGGGAGGAGACUUCGUCCGUGAGCAACAACAAUAUUUCGAGGAUGGUUUUGGGGCGGCGCUACUUGGACGAGAAUGGCGGUAACAAGAUGAAGCCCCAUGAAUUUAUGGAGAUGCUGUCGGAACUUUUCGUGCUGAAUGGCGUCUUCAACAUUGGAGACUAUAUUCCUGCCUUAAGCUGCCUUGAUCUGCAGGGCUAUAUCAGACGGAUGAAGAAGCUCAGCCGACGGUUUGAUGCCUUUCUGGAGGAGGUGGUGGAAGAGCAUGACCAGCGGCGGAAGCGUGUGGUGAAUUUCGCGCCCACUGAUAUGGUUGAUGUCUUAUUGCAACAAAGCGAUGAUCCUGCCAACAACCUUACCAGGGAAAAAAUCAAGGCCUUCACUGAGGAUAUGAUAGCUGCCGGGACAGAGACCUCUGCUACGCUUGUGGAAUGGGCGUUGGCAGAGCUUCUCAAAAACCCCCACAACCUGGCAAAGGCUAACGAAGAAAUGGACAGAGUAGUGGGGAAAGAACGAUGGGUGCAAGAGAAAGACAUUGGUAAGAUGGAAUUCGUGCAAGGGAUAGUGAAAGAAACUAUGAGGCUGCACCCGGUUGCCCCCUUGCUGGUUCCUCAUCUUUCCACUCAACAUUGCAAGAUUGGAGGGUACGACAUCCCCGCCAAUACCAGAGCAUUUGUGAACGUGUGGACGAUCGGCAGGGAUGAAAGAGUGUGGGAAAAGGCCGAGGAAUUCAGGCCAGAGAGGUUUGAGGGCAGCAGCUUGGAUGUGAAGGGCAGAGAUUAUGAGCUGCUGCCAUUCGGGUCGGGCAGAAGGAUGUGUCCAGGGGCCAGUCUGGGUCUGAAAGUGGUUCAGCUGGGCCUCGCUAAUCUUCUCCAUGGCUUCACUUGGCGCCUUCCCGCUAAUAUUCAGAGCCCCCAGGACUUGGAUAUGAGGGAGAGCUUUGGCCUAACCACGCCCAAAGCAGAGCCUCUUGUCGCCAUAGCAGAGCCUCGCCUGCCUGCUAAUCUCUAUUGUUUCCCUUAGCCCACGUUUCCAUAAAUCAUAUAUCUUAGUAUUCUCGCUUUGUGUUUGUCUGUUUGUCUGUGAUAAAUAACAGUAGAUGCAAAAUAUAUAUAGUA
Molecule: messenger RNA, 1953 nt
Organism: Cryptomeria japonica (Japanese cedar)
Lineage: Eukaryota; Viridiplantae; Streptophyta; Pinopsida; Cupressales; Cupressaceae
Product: trimethyltridecatetraene synthase
Exons: 2
Coding region: 323-1858 (511 amino acids)
Molecular function (GO): iron ion binding; heme binding; oxidoreductase activity, acting on paired donors, with incorporation or reduction of molecular oxygen
Source: RefSeq, a predicted model, not a curated record